GCGCUAAAUACCCACUGUGUUUAAUCAGUCCCCGACGAUCAUCCCCAUCAAGGCUGACGUUGUUGGGAGAUGUGAAAUGUACAAUUUGUGGUCGGUCGAUCUUUGGUCAGUCAUCUGUUUGCGUCGCUUCGGGAAAGUGUUCACAAAGUUUAGUUUGGGAUCGAUGGACUCGCUAGCACGUGCUCUGCUGCCCUAUCGGGAUGUGAUCGGCAAUGUGGCGGGAAUGCUGACUAUUGGUCAGUUCCUGAGUGGAUGUUUUACCUGUAAUAAGAUCCGGUUGAAGGGCAGCUCGGAAGGAUUCUCCGCGUUGCAGUUUGUGUUUGGGUGUGGAUUGACAAUCCUCCAACUGAAGUACUCGCAGAUGCUUCGGUCUGCACCGCUCAUUCGAACCAGUUCCUAUGCACUUGCUAUCUGCUUGGUCUACUCGGCAUGUUUCCUGUUUUACACCCCCUCCGGCAAAAGAAACGAUUUCUGGAAGUUGGUGAUGCGAACAACCCUGCUCGCCGGCGGUGCACUACUGUAUGCGGGUUUUGAAAACCCCGGCCUGGUGAAGGAUCGUUUUGGACUGUUGGUGACAAUUUUGACGCUUAGCUACAUCGGAUUGCCACUGCUUAAAUUGCGCGAAGUUAUUCGAAAUAAAAGCAGCGAAGGACUCCCCCUUCCAGUGAUCCUGGCGAGCACCGGAGCCUCGGUGCUGUGGCUUCUGUAUGGAAUCAUCCUGCACAACUACUUCAUCAUUGUUCAGAAAGUGAUAGCCCUCGGUUUGUGUGCGGUGCAGUUGUCGCUAUUUGUGAUUUAUCCAGCACCAGCAGCGACGGCGGCGGCAGUUCGGGCGCAGCACAAGAAGCCCAAAGGAGAAUAAUAAAGCUUACCUACCAAACCUUCCUAGGAACGAAAGCAAACCGGGCUUCGAUGCAAAGUCAACCAAGCGUGCUGUGAUAAGAAUGUUUGCGCAAAGUGUUCGACGAACGAUAAGAGGGCAGGUUGUGCUGGGCUAGGGACAUAUCUAUCUAGAGAACCUGGAGGGGACAAAAUGAAUGAACACAUUUUGUGAGUGGUAUCUAUAUCAGUGCGUAUAAUGCUACAACAGGUGAGCAUUGAAUUCAAAUAAAUUUAGUGAACACGCAA
This is a messenger RNA of Aedes albopictus (Asian tiger mosquito), 1128 nucleotides long. Its product is annotated as sugar transporter SWEET1. Gene Ontology annotation, cellular component: membrane. Gene Ontology annotation, biological process: carbohydrate transport. The transcript is spliced from 4 exons. Gene Ontology annotation, molecular function: sugar transmembrane transporter activity. The record is from RefSeq and is a predicted model, not a curated record. The coding region runs from base 77 to 862 and encodes 261 amino acids. Lineage: Eukaryota; Metazoa; Arthropoda; Insecta; Diptera; Culicidae.